Messenger RNA from Serpula lacrymans var. lacrymans S7.9, 1859 nucleotides. RefSeq lists its product as uncharacterized. The record is from RefSeq and is a predicted model, not a curated record. Lineage: Eukaryota; Fungi; Basidiomycota; Agaricomycetes; Boletales; Serpulaceae. The transcript has 22 exons. The coding region runs from base 891 to 1859 and encodes 322 amino acids.
ACCUCUGCUGAUACAACGACGUACUACAAUCAUAGGGCGUUUUACAUGUGCCGCAUCGGUAUAUUGCAAGGGAAUUCACAAUAGUUGCAAAAUUCAGCUGUCGUCUCAUCUGAGAAGCUUGUUAAGGCCACGAGUCAAUUCUACGGCAUUGCACCACAGUUGUGAUCUCUGGAUCAGAGGGUCUCGACUGCGGCGAUUUCAGAGAGCAACAGGCUCUUGCACUCGGGUGGCGGGUUUUAAGGAUGUGGGAGGCAUGUUUCUCGUUGUAAAAAGAGGUCAUUGGGUGGUUCUGCGUUUGUGUUGUACUGGCAGAGAAUCUGCAUGACGACCAAAAUGAUCACUGCAUUGAUCAUCGUCAUCAUAUCAGAGUGCCUCUGCAGGUUUGGGGCCUCAUUCGUAGAAAAUAUGCUGUCCAUCUUCUGCUUCAACUGCAAGGAUCAUCCCACUCAUCAUCAGGCGGGGAAGGCGGAGACCUAGAACGAUCUCUUGUUAUAGCUAUCACACCGAUAAUCCAACCAUCUGUUCAGCGUGCCUGUGAUGAAAACCUGUGAAAAUCACUUCUGUCUGUAACUCGAGCACUGGUCUACAAGGUUUUUUGAUACAACGAUCUUCUUAGCGCGUUUUAAAUGUUAACACGAUUCCUCGGGCCUUUUGGACAUCCAAUGUCACGCCACGACAUCGUCGAUCGAUCUUGUUCGUCUCCAUCACAAUUUAUCAACUCAUCCGCUGUUGGCCAUUCCAUGGCUUCAUGGCACCUGGUACAAUGUAUGCAAUUAGAAGCCGAGUGAUAUCUGUUUCAGCGCAUUAUAAGGAAAGGGAUCUAUUGUCCAUAAAUAAGCUAUUAACGUAUGGGAAUUUUUCCGUGAUGCUAGACGUGGUAUUAAAUCCUUAUGACCAUAGCGACUCCGGCAGAAGUAUUGAUGCGAGGACCUCAACUCGGUACCAUGCUUUCUAUGAUUCUAUAUGGUAUUACGUGCAUCCAGACUUUCAUGUACUUUCAAAAUUAUCCGGAUGAUCGGCGAAGGGUGAAAGCAACAGUAAGCAUUUCCGCCGUGAGUAUCACUGGCUUAUAUCGUUUAACUGACGCAUGUCAGGUCAUUGUCGUAUGGAUCUUAGAAACCGCUCAUGCUGGAGCAGCGAUCAGCUUCAUGGAUUACUACCUUAUUGUCAACUUCUCGAAUACUGAAGUCUUGCUUUCUGUUUACUGGGCAAUGCCGGUGGCAUUUAUGAUUGGUUUUCUCCUUGCUUUUGUUGUCAACACGUUCUAUGCUUGGCGGAUCUGGCUUUUCAGCAAAAAUGUCUAUCACGCAGCUGUUCUGAUGAUGCUAGCUUUUGUUCGUUUAGGACUAUCUUUGACUGUGUGUGUAUAUAGUGUCAUAUACUCGCAAUCGUGGUCAAACUUCAGGCAUCACUCAGGAAAAACUAUCAUUGCUUUAUUUGUGCUGGCAGUUGUGGAUGAUACUUUGACCGCAACUGUGCUCGCAUACUAUCUGCACACAAGACGGUCUGGGCUAAAACGGACUGAUCGCCUAAUUAAUCGUUUGCUUCUAUAUUCCGUGGGCAUUGGUGCUCUUUCUGCUGCUGGUGAUGUUGUAGAAACAAUAGCGUAUUUCGCACUACCCAAUAGCCUUGAUUUUCUUGGUAUUGUUCUCGUUCAGAUGAAGCUCUACGCGAACUCAUUUUUGAUAUGUUUGAAUAUCCGGAACUUUCAGGCUGGACCGCUCAAUGAUCCGUUGAGCUACAACAGCACAAUUGUUACAUCGUCUGUUCCCAAGUUUACUCCUGAUGGUUCAAUUGAGUGCGGGGCGAAAGAUGUCAGCUCUGGCAAUAAUCCUCUCUCAACAUUGAUUGAGCAGUAA